AUGAAGGUCUCCGCCAUUCUCAUCCUCACCGCCGCUUCGGCCGCCUUCGCCGCACCUGUUGCCGAGGCCAACGCCGAGGCCGCUCCCGCUCCCGCCCCUCAAGCCACAUCGGGUUACACUAACUACGGCAAGUACGACUACAGCAAGUACGGAAGCUACGGCACCUACGGUGCCCCGCCGGCCACAACCCCGAGCCCCACCCCGGUCCCUCAGACUUACAGUGCCUAUGGCACUUACAAGGGCUACAAGCGCGCCGCCGACUGGACGCAAUACGCAAUAAUCACAUUCCUUAAGCGCACUUCACCAACCCAUACAUCCCCCCUUACCAUUCACUAGACGCGAGGCUGGCUCGGCCAACAACAAGACCUCGGUACUUGACGACUACCAUACCUAGUGUAACCCGAGAGAUGGUUGAGGGAUGGAUCCGUGUGGCACGGAAGUAUAAUGAUAAUAGAAAGUCCACAUACAGUAGGCUAAAUGAAAUAAAUCAUGUGUCAUGAGUUUAGAUAUCGUCAAUGACGUUUCCACG
Molecule: messenger RNA, 529 nt
Organism: Colletotrichum acutatum
Lineage: Eukaryota; Fungi; Ascomycota; Sordariomycetes; Glomerellales; Glomerellaceae
Exons: 2
Coding region: 1-336 (111 amino acids)
Source: RefSeq, a predicted model, not a curated record